Messenger RNA from Aspergillus steynii IBT 23096, 933 nucleotides. RefSeq lists its product as uncharacterized. Bases 1 to 933 code for a protein of 310 amino acids. The record is from RefSeq and is a predicted model, not a curated record. NCBI's taxonomy places the organism in Eukaryota, Fungi, Ascomycota, Eurotiomycetes, Eurotiales, Aspergillaceae. The transcript has 5 exons.
AUGGCCAGCUCUAGAAACCUAGGAACUGCCGUGUUGGCUGUUGCUUGGACAUUCAAUGGACUCGCCACGAUGGUCAUUGCAGUCAGAUAUUACGUCCGAUCAAAGAUCAUUAAAAAGCUCACGGUGGACGACGGACUAAUUUUGUUCGCCCUAGGUCUGGGACUGGGGAAUUCGAUUUGUUUGACAAUAUCCGCUAGUCAUGGUCUGGGAUCCCAUGUGAAUGAACUAUACGCAGACCAAAUCAUGUACUCGAUCAAAUGGGUAUACAUCUGCGAGUUCUUCUCCAUUCUCUCGCCGUGCAUCGGUCGCAUAGCGUACGCAUUCCUGCUGCUGAGCCUUGUUCCGCCAAUUCCAUGGCGCUCUCGUCUGCUCUGGAGCAUCAUCUGUCUUCAGUUCGUGAUCGACUGUGGGACCGUGGUUGUCAGUUUCGCACAAUGUACGCCGAUGAGGAGGUAUUGGGACCACAGCGUGCCGGGCAGCUGCUGGCCGCCUAACGUGCAGCGGAAUACAGGAUACUUCCAGAGUUCUGUAUGCUGUGCUGUUGAUUUCGUUCUCGCGAUCUUUCCCGCCAGCAUGUUCUGGAAGCUGAACAUGGAAUGGAAGAAGAAAUUCUCGCUCUCGUUCCUGAUGGGCCUGGGCAUCUUUGCGAUGAUUGCAUCCGUCGUGAAAACCAUCCAGCUCAGAGCAAUCGCCGUGACAGACGAUCAGACACACGCCAUGGCCAAUCUGGCCAUCUGGUGGACACUGGAAGCGUACCUAGUUAUUCUCGCCGCCUCUAUUCCCACAUUGCGCCCGAUCGUCACAGCACCGCGCCAUGCAUCGAGCGUCGGGCUACAUGCAGUGGGUAGCUCGUUCCUUCCGCGGGGCCACAACGCAGGCCUUGAUAGUAUAAGUGAAUUCCAGCUUUUGGAUAGGGAUCAUCGCAGGCCGUGA